CCUCCGCCACCGCGAGAAGGAAAACAUUAGACUCUGAUCUCCAGCAAGCUGCAGUCAAUGAGCUGCCAGUGGUUCCCAGUUUACCGUUCAUCUGAUCCUAGAAGUAUUCUAGUUCCUCGGAGCCCGGUGCCCCUGUAGAGCGGACACACUGACCUCAGAUCUCACGGAGCCCGGAGCCACUAUAGAGAGGGACCCCAGAGCCCCCGUAAAGUGGACCCCCAGACCGUGGAUCUAUUUAUCAUCCCGUCAUGAAUGAAGUGGAGGGGCUGAGGCUCCGCAGGCUGAACCGACCCCAGGUCAUCACGGACGAUCUGCACAUGCCCCAGAGCAAGGGCUCCAGUAGCUACAGUGGGAAGGUGUUCCGGGUGGUGCUGGUGUCCCUGGCGGUGUUCCUGUUGUUCCCGCUCCUGGUGGUGUGUCUGAUCCUCGAGUCUCCGAUCCAACCCGACGUCCUCAGGCUGAGCGAGCCCCCGGUGAUGAGCGGAUGCUAUGAGCCCAACCUGGAGCUCAGGGACGCCCAGAGGCUGUUCGAGGACCAGAUCCAAGGCCCCGAGUCCAUCGUCAACAUCGGCGACGUCCUCUACACCGGCACCGCCGACGGCAAGAUCCUGAAGCUGGUGGGCCGGAGGUCGUACCUGGUGGCCCGGCUGGGACAGCCCCCCUGCGGCACCACGGAGGCGGAGCCUGUGUGUGGCCGGCCCCUGGGCAUGAGAGUCGGCCCCAAUGGGACGCUGUUCGUGGCCGACGCCUACCUGGGAGUGUUUGAGGUCAACCCCACCACAGGGGAGGUGACCCGGCUGGUGUCGGGGGGCCAGGUGGUGGCGGGCAGGAAGCUGUCGUUCAUCAACGACCUGGACGUGACGGCCGACGGCAGGAAGGUGUACUUCACCGACUCCAGCAGCAGGUGGCAGCGCAGAGACUACCUGCUGCUCAUCAUGGAGGCCACCGCCGACGGCCGCGUGCUGGAGUACGACAUGGACAGCAGGGAGGUUACCGUGGUGAUGGAGAACCUCCGCUUCCCCAACGGCAUCCAGCUUCUCCCCGACGAGGAGUCGGUCCUCGUGGCCGAGACCACCAUGGCCCGGAUACGCAGGGUCCAUGUGUCGGGUCUGAACAAGGGCGGGAUGGACAUGUUUGUGGAGAACCUGCCCGGUUUCCCUGACAACAUCCGGCCCAGCUCCACAGGGGGGUACUGGGUCGCCAUGGCCACCAUCCGCCCCAACCCCGGCUUCUCCAUGAUGGACUUCCUGGCCCAGAGACCGUGGGUCAAGAAGCUGGUCUUCAAGGUCUUCAGCCGGGAGGUGCUGAUGAAGAUGGCUCCGCCCUACAGCCUGGUGGUGGAGCUGCAUGAGGGUGGGGUUUGCACCCGCAGCCUCCACGACCCCCAGGGGCUGGUGGCGGCCUACGUCAGCGAGGCCCACGAGCACGACGGCUACCUGUACCUGGGCUCCUUCCGCUCGCCCUACAUCAGCCGGCUGCAGCUCCGCAGGGCCUGAGGCUGAGGGGGAGGGGGGAUAGGGUGGAGCUGGAGGCGAGGGGAUGAUUAGGAGGGGGGAGGGGG
Molecule: messenger RNA, 1561 nt
Organism: Gadus morhua (Atlantic cod)
Lineage: Eukaryota; Metazoa; Chordata; Actinopteri; Gadiformes; Gadidae
Gene: apmap
Product: adipocyte plasma membrane associated protein
Exons: 9
Coding region: 249-1496 (415 amino acids)
Cellular component (GO): endomembrane system
Molecular function (GO): arylesterase activity
Source: RefSeq, a predicted model, not a curated record